AUGGAGCAGCCCACCCUGAGCAGGGCAACCAACCCGCUGAUCGACGCGCUGGUACUGCAACAUCUGCAGAAGCGUUUUCCGCAGUCGGCCGAGUGUCUGCAGCGCGAGCUCGCCAGCCGCGACGCCGCUGCGGCCGCGCCGCCGCCGACCAACCGGCACGCGCUGCUGAUGCUCCUCGCUCCACCAGGCGACGAGACGCCGCUGUGGGCGACGGCGUACGCCGAGGUGCGCGACUGGGUGGACGGCGCGCUCGACACGGAGGGAGCGAGGUACAAGCCCGAGCUCUCGCGGCUGCUCUGGCCGCUCUUUGCGUACACGUACCUCGAGCUGCUGCGCGCGGGUGCGCGCGAGCAGGCGGGCGGCUUUUUCGCGAGCUUCCACGCGGACCACGCGCUGAUGCGGCGCGACGAGCUGAACCAGCUGUCGCAGGUCUCGUCGGCCGAGCAGGUCGACGCGUCGGAGUUCGCGCGCCGCCUCCUCACCUCGCGGUACGAGGUGCGGCUCUCCGCCUUCUCGCGAGCGCUGCUCCUCGGCUUCGUGGCGGAGCGGCGGCUGCAGCUGACGCUGCGGAUGCUCAACGAGCGGAUCAAGCUCGCGCUCCCGGAGACGCUCGCGCCGAGCGACGGCGGGGGCCCCGCCGCCGUCGCCUUGGAGGACGAC
Emiliania huxleyi CCMP1516 is the source of this 660-nucleotide messenger RNA. RefSeq lists its product as hypothetical. The annotation marks the transcript as partial. Gene Ontology annotation, cellular component: transcription factor TFIID complex. Gene Ontology annotation, biological process: transcription initiation at RNA polymerase II promoter. The transcript is spliced from 2 exons. Gene Ontology annotation, molecular function: RNA polymerase II general transcription initiation factor activity. The record is from RefSeq and is a predicted model, not a curated record. NCBI's taxonomy places the organism in Eukaryota, Haptophyta, Isochrysidales, Noelaerhabdaceae.